AACUCCGGCUUCACAGCCUUCAUCACAGGAGCCAGCGAGAUGAAAGUAACUACUUUCUACUUCAACAAUCUUGGCCUGCUUGAGGUGAAGUCGCUGCUGUCACCGAACCAACAUCUAACGGCCUUUGAUGACGCCAUCCGCACGGGGGACCAGGCUGAGGGGAAGUACUUCCUCUUUGAACUGGAGACCUUCUGGGGAAAGGAAAGGAUCGGUGAUUCCUGGCAUGCAAGGGUCACCCUCCACGAUGUGCUGGAGGAAUGUAUCUACGAGCAGACCAAGGUGCAUGGUCUGCUGUACGGGACAUUCUGUGAGGCAGUAGAGGAGCACCUGUUGAAGGACCUGCGGUAUAAGACGACCUGGACCAAGAAGAAUUACAGAUACAGCACAAUCUGGCUUGUGGUCCAUCGGAUGAGGGUCAACCCCUACGUCUGGAAUAACAAGGACUACAAUCCCCUCAUGGUUGUGCUGGACCCCAUCCACCCUUCUCAGUGUGAAAUGUGGUUGAUGGUGGAGAAGGGCUGCAGAGGAGAUGAAGAAAACAGAGAAGAGGCACUGGCUAUUUAUGACCAGAUGACUGAUUCAGAUGUAUCCAAAAGAAAACCCAAGUAUAUUUACCGGUGGAGAAAGAUUUGCUCCAGGAGGGAUCGCACCGUGCGAUGGCAGACCCCGGGGCUGUCUCCAAUCAGACCCGUCCCAGACCAGGCAGCCCAGCCACCUCGGCCAAGAGUUGACACCAGUGACGUCCUCAACCUGGAGACGCCAAGUUCUAGCCAGACAUCGCCAGUACUUCUUGCGGCAGCAGAACGGGCCCAGGAGCAGGACUCGGCCCCAAGUACCAGCUGGAGAAUCGUCCCGCCAAGACUCAAGACCAACUCCAAGCAAGCGUCUUCCUCCAAGAAGCGGAAGUCAUUUACAGGGGAAGAGAGUGUUUGUGCAAAGAAAGAUAAGCAGCGUCACGAGCCUCUACAGCGAGUGUCUUCAGCCCCUUCACCGCCCUCCUCUGACGGUGUGACUCGCAAAUCCUCCAACCUACCCGAGCCUCUGCAGCGUGUGUCCUCAACCCCUUCACCGCCCUCCUCUGACGGUGUGACCCACAAAUCCUCCAACCUACCCGAGCCUCUGCAGCGUGUGUCCUCAACCCCUUCACCGCCCUCUGACGGUGUGACCCACAAAUCCUCCAACCUACCCGAGCCUCUGCAGCGCGUGUCCUCAACCCCUUCACCGCCCUCCUCUGACUGUGUGACCCACAAAUCCUCCAACCUACCCGCUUCUUCAAGGUGCGUGCACAGAGGAGGGAAGAGACGCAGGAAGCUCCCGUACAUCACCUCUGAUACCAAGGACAAAGGUGGCGGGCGAGCUGGGGGACGGAAUUCACGUUGUCGGCACGAUGGCUCAGGCCGGGGCUGUGGAGGCGGAUGGCCCUCAAGUGAAAAUCUUCUAGUAAUGUUCUGUUUUGUUUUGUUUUUGUUCCUAGUUUGUUUUUUCUUUUUUGUGUUAGGUGCUGCUACUUACUUCCUUGUCUCGAUGCUGAAUGGUGGAGUGUGUUCUUGUUGUUAUUAAAAGAUUCAGAACAUUACACGG
Messenger RNA from Eriocheir sinensis (Chinese mitten crab), 1581 nucleotides. RefSeq lists its product as uncharacterized. Bases 40 to 1560 code for a protein of 506 amino acids. NCBI's taxonomy places the organism in Eukaryota, Metazoa, Arthropoda, Malacostraca, Decapoda, Varunidae. The record is from RefSeq and is a predicted model, not a curated record. The transcript has 8 exons.